CGUAUACAAAAUACAUUUUGAAACGUGCUGGAAAUCUGUCUUAGCUUAUGUACAGAUUAUUAUUCUUUGUUAUUUUUAUAUUGUUGUAUUCAUUAUUUUGACCAAUUCUAUUAUUGUACAUACUAUGAUGGUUUUACGUUGUUUUAUAUCGGAUUCAAUGAUAGAAUUGACAGAAUUUCUCAUAGUUUUGCGGUUGUUUAGUUGAUAUAAAAAAUAAUUGUGAUAAGAUCGAAUAUGAUAAAAAUAUCAACUUAGUAUGCAAUAUCGACCAUCUGUGAACGCAUCGACGUCGAACCACGUCGAACUAUUUUUGGCUAGGGUGAUGUGUUAUCAGAUCCCGUAUCUUGCUGACGAAUACACAUGGGCGUGACCGGAGAGCGCGAAAGCGAGUGGCCUUUGCCAUUCGAUUCGAACCGGCGUUUUAAUAGAGCGAGGAACGUCUAGCUGGUUCAGUACAGUCUAACAGAGCGUUUACAAGCGUUAAGUAGAUAGUCAUUAAAUCGCAGACAAUCUAGAAUUUAGAUUAGUUUGAGACACAAUCGACUGGAAAGGUUUCUGUCAUCAUGGUCCUGAUGCCGAAGGAGUCCGCGAAGCUGGUUGCCGGCUUGGCGAAAGACGUGUUCAUCGAGGAGACCGGCGUGAAGAAAUUGGCAUUGGCUAUCCUUGACGGUCUAAAAACCGGUAAACUUCACAAGGACAAUUUCUCACAAGUCAAAUAUCAUCCCAGACCCGACGAUCCCAGGGCGGUGGACUGGAUAUUCGUGUUGGACACGCUCAACUUCUCGUUCUGGACCGACACGGGCGCGAAGAAAUGGAAGGUUAACGGCGAAACUGGCUACUUCGCGUUCUGCGCCGCCGUUAGCCGAGCUAUCGACAAUGGGAAGCCCAUGUGGGAUCCCAAGUAUUAUUCGCAGAUAACGCAGCAGGACGCCGAGGUCAUCUUCCGAGGCGACGACGAGGUCGACAUCCCGCUUAUGCAGGAUAGAAUCAAGGGCCUGCACGAGGCUGGAAAGAUUCUGCUGGAUAAGUACAAGGGCACAUUCGUAGAGUGUAUCAAAUCAUGCGAGGGUUCCGCGAAGAAGUUGCUCCAGUUGAUCGUCAAGGAGUUCGAUUCGUACCGGGACGAGGCUGACUAUGAGGGACAUAGGAUCAGCAUUUAUAAGAGGGCUCAAAUAUUGAUCGGCGACAUCUGGGCCUGUUACAAAGGACGCGGACUCGGCGAGUUCCACGACAUCGACAGCAUCGCAAUGUUCGCUGACUACCGCAUCCCCCAAGUACUCGUACACUACGGUACGAUGCGCUACAGCGACUCGCUCAUGAGCAAGCUGAAAUCUGACGAACCGCUGAAGCAGGGUAGCAGAGAGGAGGUCGAGAUACGUGCUUGUUCAAUCGAGGCAGUCGAGCGAGUGUGCGACGUUGUGCGAAGUUUGAUCGAGGCCGAUCCGAAAUUAGGUCUGAACCCGUCGACGGACGUCAACGCGAUCGUGAUCGAUCACUACCUGUGGGAUUACCGGCGAGAGUACGCGCAAGAAUUGGAGCAUAUUCCGUUCCACAAAACGAGAACCAUAUACUACUAGAAUACUUUGCGCGGGACGCAAAGAUAUUGCUUGUUAAGAAAGAGUAUAUAUGUAUAUCUAAAAACCAAAUACCAUCUAUUCCUAUUCAUUUAUAUUUUAUUAUAUUGUACUGUAUUCUUUUCUUACACAUGUAAAAGAGUGAAGAAAAAUGAAAUAAAGUUCAUUAUAUUUUCUAGAACAAA
Messenger RNA from Monomorium pharaonis (pharaoh ant), 1759 nucleotides. RefSeq names its product queuosine salvage protein. Bases 564 to 1577 code for a protein of 337 amino acids. NCBI's taxonomy places the organism in Eukaryota, Metazoa, Arthropoda, Insecta, Hymenoptera, Formicidae. The transcript has a single exon. The record is from RefSeq and is a predicted model, not a curated record.